Messenger RNA from Trichoderma harzianum CBS 226.95, 1550 nucleotides. RefSeq lists its product as hypothetical. NCBI's taxonomy places the organism in Eukaryota, Fungi, Ascomycota, Sordariomycetes, Hypocreales, Hypocreaceae. The transcript has 3 exons. Gene Ontology annotation, biological process: carbohydrate transport; transmembrane transport. Gene Ontology annotation, cellular component: membrane. Bases 89 to 1507 code for a protein of 472 amino acids. Gene Ontology annotation, molecular function: carbohydrate:proton symporter activity. The record is from RefSeq and is a predicted model, not a curated record.
GAGGCAUCUCGGUCUGAUCCCUCGCUUGGUCUCGACUGUCAUUCAUCUCCAGAUCUACCAAAGGUUCCAAUACGUUGAAGAACCGACCAUGGCUCAUCGAAAGAUUUCGCGCUUCAUUCCACGAGACCAAAAGUGGCUCAUAGCAUGUCUCAUCGCAGUGUCAUCGGUGGACUCUGUGCUUGUCGGCUACGACAGCUCGCUCAUGGGUAGCCUCAAUGUGAUGCCCUCCUACAGCAGCUACUUUACUCUUACCACCACGACAAAGUCGCUCAAUACAGCCAUCUCCUAUGUUGGCGGUGCCGCCAUCUCACCUCUGGCAGGGUUUCUGGCCGACUGGCGAGGUCGCCGCGAGUGCGUAUUUUGGUCCGCGCUGGUGACUCUCAUCGGCGGUGUCAUCCAGGGCACUGCUCAGAACAUCGGAAUGUUCAUCGCCGGGCGGUGCAUCGUCGGCGCGGGUAUGGGUCUGGCCCAGACGACAGCGCCGACGCUGGUUGCUGAAACCACUCCCGUCAAAUAUCGAGGCUUCGCUCUCGGCAUGUACUACGCUUGCUGGGGCAUAGGUACACUUAUCGCGGCCGGCGUCUGCUUUGGGGCGGCUCCAAGCUUCGUCUGCUUUCUUAUUUUGUUAUUCGUUCCUGAGUCACCUCGUUGGCUCAUUAGCCAUGACCGACACGAAGAAGCGUUGGAGGUUCUCAGCAUCGUCAACGGUGGCGACGCCGACGAUGUACAGGUCCAGUAUCGCGAGAUUGCGGACACAAUCAACUUUGAAAAGGAACACAGCCUGGGCCUGGUGCAAGCGAUCUGCAAAAAGUCCAGCCGCAAGCGCUUGUUGAUUACAACAACGUUCUCGGCCAUUGUCAUGCUCCCGGGAACUAACAUCAUCACCUUUUACUUUGGCGAAAUGCUACAGAACGCCGGUAUUCAGAGCCCAAAUACACAACUCCAAAUCAACGUCAUUCUCACAUCGUGGAGCUUGGUCAUUGCCGUCGUCUCAGCCUGGUAUACGGAUUUGCUGGGCCGGAGGCAACUCUGCUCUGCUAGUUUGGCUCUGCAGACUGCCUUCAUCUUCAUAUUUGGCGCCUUCACGAAACUCUAUGGAGACUCAACCAAUACUUCUGGUAUAUAUGCAACGAUUGCCAUCAUAUUCUUGUACAAUGGCGCAUACAACUGGGGCAUCACGCCGCUCACAGUCCUCUAUCCUCCCGAAAUCUUGUCUUUUGAGAUCAGAGGAGUCGGCAUGGGCAUUUAUACCUUUGCCACAAAGUGCUGCGGUCUUCUGGUGACCAUGGCUGUACCUUUCGGCCUGCAGGCUAUUGGAUGGAAAUUUUACAUGGUGAAUGGAUGUUUCGAUGUCUUGAUGCUUGUCUUUGUUAUUUUUGUGUGGGUGGAAACUCGUGGUCUCAGCCUUGAAGAGGUCGACGAGCUGUUCGACAAGGAGAAGCGUGAGGUGGUCGCUGUGCAAGUCCAUGCAGAAACCAAGGUAGACAUACAGCACAAAGAGUGUUGAGGAGCCCCGUAUUAGCCUAACCUACAGCCUAUCAAUGUUUGUA